AAUUCAUUCGGUUUUUGUUUCCACACAUUUUUAUAAUUUAGCCUUUUGCGAAGUUUUAGUUCACACUUUAGGUAACUUAAAAAAUCUGAGGGAAAACAAUAAAAACGGAAAUGUGAUUAACUGAGUAUUUGCUUCAAACUCUACUUUUCUAACCUAACACUUGAUAAUUCAGAAUUGUUGAGGACACACAAUUUUUGUCAAGUUAAAAAUUGUAAAAAAAAACCACCUCAAAAUUUCUCGUUUAUUUCAGAAAAAUGUCUGUAUCUACGAAGAAUGAGCGUCUGGUCUGCCAGCUGCCCGGGUGUAAAACUACUCACAAAGAUGUUCAGUCCGCACUCGAGGAAUACCUGGAGGGGUACUGUACGAAAUGCGCGAAAAAAAGAGAUGGGACAUUGUGUGGCUGCUCUUUUCCUUGUAAUCUUACAUUCAAAGGUCAGAUGUUGGAGAAAAUUCACCAGCUUAUCGGUCAGGAGGUGGCUCAAGGGGUCAAAUCCAUUCAGGUUUGCUUCAAGCACCCUGAGUUACUAAAGCUGGCCAGGGAGUCCUGUAUCGCUACCCGGAGCACAGGUUCAGAGGAACCAGACCAGACUGGAGAUAAGAAGAAGGAUGGGUUGGAUAGGUUUGAGGACGGAUCCAGGUUCUCCAAGGUUCAGAGUUUAAAGACUGUUAAGAUAAAUCAAAACUGCUCAGUGAUGAAUCUCAGUUCCAAUCUUCUAACAGAUGCAAAGAUACGAAUGGAUAUUAGUGAGGAUUUCUCCAUACUACCAGAACCAGAUCACAGGGAGUUUUUGAGACAAAUAGAGAGCCAAGGAGAUAUUUUGGGAUCCAGGGACUGUACUGAAAAUAUGACUGGUAUUGUGUACACUGAUGAGGGAGGACAAGAGCAAAGUUUGCUGGGGAAGCUUGUUUACACAACAGAUGAAACCGGCUCUGGAAAUAUUAUUCUCCAGGAGGUUGGAGUAGAGGGUAUAGAGGGAGGAGUACCAGGACGGAUUAUGAAAAUACAACUUGGAGAAAUACCUAACUUUGUCCUGGAACCUGAAGAUAUGACGACAGAGGAAAGAGAGCUACGUGAGAGUUUAGUUUCCGGACUUCACGAGAACAUGAACCUCAACAUGAAACCUCAUGAUAGUAUUCUCCCAGAGGAUACUGGAGGUCGGACUAUUCUCCCUGAGGAGUCCGGGGGAGCAAAUAUACUGCCGGAGAAUACUCAAGGUCGGAGAAUACUCUCGCAGGAGCCUAACUUUCGGAGGAGAAAACUUCAAGAUCUUUUAGAACCUGCUACAAAUAAUAUUAGUCUGCAGCAUACUGGUUUAAAUAGACGGAAGCUUGGAGGAACACCACAGAAGGGGCAACAAGCAUCUAGAACUAUAAAGAUCAGUAGAAAGCCAACUCCGGGUCCAACCUGGAACCCUGAGCUGCAGAACUCCGUUCUGGUAAGAUUGCUAAACCCGGAGAAGGAAAACCUGCUCCCGGAGAAAGUGAACCUUCUCAACCAGGAGAAGGGACCCUUUCCAAAUACUUUAAAGAUACAGUACAAGGAGUUUGAGGAGAAAUUGAUUACCUCCCAGAUCCCAUCUCUACUCUCACAUGGAGAACUUUGUGAUGUCCUACUCAUCUGCUCAGAUGGAGAGAUGUUAGCGAGUGGAAUGGUACUGGCAUCGAUAUCUCCAUUUCUUAAAGAUCUUUUUCAUUCUGUUCCUAGGAUAGAUAAUUAUAGGGUUGUUAUACUCCCUGACUGUUUUACGAUCUCUAAUAUGUCUCUGCUUAACCGAAUAAUAUUCCAGGAUGUUCUUGAUGAUGUAGAGAUAAAUGAUCUGGACAAUUUAAUCUCUAUUUCUCAAACAUUACAAUGUCAUCAAAUAGCGGAAUUUUGUGAAUCCCGAAUCAUAAGUUUAACGACGGAUAUGAGAUUAGAACUGGCAACCCCACCCGCAGAGGUUGCAGCAGAGGAAGUGGAGGAGGAGGAGGAAGAGGGUAGGAUGAAUCAGAUGAACCAUACAAUCGUUAUAGUGGACCAGGACGGGGCUCCGAGAAGACUCAGAGAAGGACCUGAACCUGAAAUGGGACCUGGAUCUGGACUAGGGAAGAAGAGGAAGAAAACUAAGGGAACUGAAUCUCCACUAACUACUCUUAAAAUAGACAAGACCCAGUUGAAUGCUGAUUAUCUGGAUGAUAAAGGAAUAGUUCGUCUGGCAAGUAGAGACGAGAUGGCGCUACAUUACUGUAUUCUUUGUGAGAAAAAAUUCAAAAAGUACAACCAGGCUAUAACUCACUACAAAAGCCAACAUUUACUUGAAGCCAUGCUGUCAUGUGAUGUCUGUGAUCAACUGUUUAAAGAUAUGUUUAGCUGCGUCAAACACAAGCACGAGGUGCACGGGGACUUUGAGAGGAACCUGCAGUGCUACCUGUGCAUGGAGGUGUUCUACUCCAGGUUCAGACUAUGCUCACAUGUCAAGGAGAUACACAAAGAAGUAUACUGUGAGAGUAUCUGUAAGACCUGCGGCAUGAAAUUUCCUGCUGAACACUACUUAACCCUGCAUGCCGCGGAAGAUCAUACAAAGGAAUCCAACUCUUGUAACAUCUGUGGGAAAACGUUUAGUGGUAAACGGUAUGUGACGAUGCACAUAAAGAACAGCCAUCAGAUGGGAGGAAAAUUUGAUUUCCAGUGCAAAUAUUGUUUCCAAAGCUUUCAGCAUAAGAAAACACUCAUCUACCAUUGUAUAAAGCAACAUAAAGAAGAUAAACCUGACGGUAUUUUUGAGGAAUGUUCGCUUUGUGAUAAAUUCUUUAAGAGAAAAGGAGAAUUGAAACAGCACAUGAAGAGAAAACAUAAACAACUUGAGUUCCAAAAUUGGUGAACAAGGAUGGAAUAGAAAACUUAUAUAAUUUAUAUAAAUAUUUUUAUUUUCAGAUCAAAUGGAGAAAAUUGUCGCCCAUAUAUGUACCUAGAUUAUCAUUAUAAUUGAAUGUUGAAUAAUAAAUAAGAUUUUUAUUUUAUUUUCAAUGAUUUAAUUUCAGA
Eurytemora carolleeae is the source of this 3022-nucleotide messenger RNA. RefSeq lists its product as uncharacterized. The transcript has 22 exons. The record is from RefSeq and is a predicted model, not a curated record. Bases 255 to 2861 code for a protein of 868 amino acids. Gene Ontology annotation, molecular function: protein binding. Gene Ontology annotation, cellular component: nucleus. Lineage: Eukaryota; Metazoa; Arthropoda; Copepoda; Calanoida; Temoridae.